UUUAUUCUCAUUAACUCUAAAACAUCCGUCAUGGGGUUAAAUACAGUGUACAGAAGGUGUUAGCAUGUGUUAAAGAUGAUUAUAUAUAAUAUAUAUAAUAUAACAUUACUGCAUUACAUCAUCAGGAGGAAAGUUCAGGUUGAAGGAUUAUCAUGGGCGGUUUGCCGGACGUCACUGAGCUGAGAACACGGCUGGAGAACACUCUGAUAUCUUAUCAUAAUCUGGAGGAGAAGGAGUGGAACGUGACAAAGAAAUCGAAAGAUGUCACUGUUUGGAGGAAACCUUCAUCAGAGUUCAGUGGCUUCCUCUAUAAAGUGGAGGGCUUGGUAAUGGAGAAGCCGUGCAGGAUAGUGGACUACAUUCGGCCGGGACCGUAUCGCUUACAGUGGGACAGUCUGAUGACCACCAUGGACAUUGUACAAACUCUAGACAAGGCGUGUUGUGUGAUGCGCUACACCACUGCAGGACAGCUGUGGAACAUCAUCGCUCCUCGAGAGUUUGUGGAUUUCUCCUACACCACGGAUUAUCAGAACGGCCUCCUGUCCUGCGGUGUGAGUGUGGAGUGUGAGCAGCAGGAGCAGAGCUGUGUGAGAGGUUAUAAUCACCCGUGCGGUUGGUUCUGCGUUCCUGUCGAUGGCGUUGAAGUCGACGGUGCCCCCUACAGUCUGCUCAACGGAUACAUCCAGACCGACCUGAGGGGCAAAAUUCCCCAGUCCGCCGUAGACGUCGCCAUGGCAGCCUCGCUCAUCAACUUCUACACUGACCUCAGGAAAGCACUUGCAACCUAGACCUGUCUCUCUCUCUCUCUCUCUCUCUCUCUCUCUAUCUUUCUCUGUCUGUCUGUCUGUCUGUCUCUCUCUCUAUCUCUAUGUUUCUCUCUCUAUCUUUCUGUCUGUCUCACUGUCUCGCUCUCCCUCUCUGUCCGUCUGUCUGUCUGUCUCUCUAUCUCUCUGUUUCUCUCUCUAUCUUUCCGUCUGUCUCUCUAUCUGUCUGUCUCUAUUUCUCUCUCUAUCUCUGUGUCUCUCUCUCUCUAUCUAUGUGUCUCUCUCUCUAUCUGUCUGUCUGUGUCUCUCUAUCUCUGUGUCUCUCUCUUUGUCUUUAUCUACCUAUCUCUCCCUGUAUCACUGUCUCUUUUUCUCUCUCUCUCUAGCUAUCUAUCUACCUGUCUGCUUCUCUGUCUACCUCUCUCUAUCUGUCUGUUUCUCUCUCUAUCUGUUUGUCUCUCUCUAUCUGUAUCUAUCUAUAUCACCCUGUCUCUCUCUUUCUCUCUCUAGGACGCCUUCCAUGUAGACAAAUCACAUCAAUAUAAUAAGUACGGCAUUAUAUUUUUGUAACAGAUAGAUAGAUAGAUAGAUAGAUAGUUAUAUACAGUGAAUUUGCACUUGUUCAGGUUGUUCUCACACUAGUUGUGUGACGAUAUCCUAAAUUCCGUAUUGCUCUUGCUCAGGAAGCGAGAGAUCGUCCCAGCCCCACAUUACAGCGUGCCAUUAUCAUCACUUUUAUCAGCUGAACUGAACAUUUCAGAACUUUUCACCCUUAUUUGUACUUUAUUAUCACAAACUACCAUCCUACUGAUAUAUCGUCACGCCACUAGCGCAAGGACACAGAACAAGCAAUCCAUUUUGUGUAUAUAAAAAUAAAAGACAUAUUUCAGGAUAUUUAUUCAUGUGUUUACGUGUUCAAAGAGAAAACACGAAGUAAUGCAUGUGAAUUAAAAAAUCAGCACAUUACAUGAUGAAAAAAUGGAAUAUUUUUCCAUAAGAGAUGAAGAGAAAUACUUGAUAAAUGAUAUACAUCAGGAUUUUAUUUCCUUAUCUGAUUAUAAAUGUUACGGUGCAUAUUUAUGGAAAGCAUUACACAUUUCUUUAGUCUUAAAUGCUGACUGUGUCGUUAAUCUCGACUAGCUAAAAAUACAAAAUCCAAUUAGAGAUAUUAAAGUUGAUUAGAUUGCAGUGUUUAGCAGAGGUGCAGAUAUUUCCCGUAGCUUUCAGACACUAAACCUUCUGUAAUGUGUAAUGUGCAUACUCCCAUACGGUGUAUCAUCGUUAUUAAAAUCAUUCAAAUGAACGGAACUGAAGUGUGUUUCUGCUCCUUUCCAUCACAUCUGUACUUUAUAAACAUUGAUAUUAAAUGGUAUUAAAUGAAAUUAAAUUAUAUUAAAUUUUGGAAACAGGUAACUAUGCCCUGUUUAUAUCUUUUUCUUUUCUUCUCUUUUCCUUUUUAUUUUUAUUUUUUUACAAAUUCGUUUGAAAUUAAACCUAAAAGAAGUCCAUGUGUUGUAUCAUAGUGACAUUUGACAUGGAAGAAAAAAAAGAUGAAAAAUAUACUAAGCGUUAAUCUGUGCUUUGGCUUCUUCCAGGUGAAUAUCUGACUUGUAAUAUUUUUAUCCUCCAGUAAAUAAUUUACUAAAGUAUGUACACAUCAUUAUUGAGUUUCUGGCCUUUUUUUGAAUGUUGGGUGAAAAACAAACAAACAGCACUGUGGUCUCGGUGAUCACUGAUUUCUAGUUUUUCGCACCAUUUGAUUAAAAUAUUUAUACAUGUAAUUAUUAUAUACAUAUUUUUAAAUAACAAAAGGAAUACGAUAUGUAUAUUACACAAUUUAAAAAUAUGAUUUCUUCAUUUCUGUUUUGUUUUAUUAAUUCCAACAUUUCUAUAGGUCUAUUAAAAUGUAUAUACAGUUGAGGACAUACUUGGGAGUGUAAAAUUUAUGCUGUUUUUUAAAAAUUAUUAUUCCAAACAAAGCUCAAAUAUUAUUCCACGGUUAUUUUGCCUGUAGAUGGGGCCAUUUAAUAAUGUUCAGUAUUGUAUGUACAAGUUUGUUAUGCUGUAAAAAGAGAAAAGCAAGCAAAGACUGUGUGGUUUUGUAUGGAAAGUAUUUCAGUGAAUCUAAUCUAAACAGCAAAUACUACAAAAAUAUCUUGCAUUAUGAACAAAAAUAUAGAAAGGUAAAUUGUGCUUCUUUUUUUGUUGUUUUUGUUUAAAUUAACUUAUUUUUCGAUCAUCAAAAGUCUACAAAUCCAGAAAAUCAAAAAUAUAUCAUUACAAUAAACACUGUAUAGAAGAGCGUUAAAUAAAAUACUGGGGAAUUUCAUUGUUUUAUCCCACAAAACCCCGCCUCUUGCGCCCGGA
Molecule: messenger RNA, 3131 nt
Organism: Ictalurus furcatus (blue catfish)
Lineage: Eukaryota; Metazoa; Chordata; Actinopteri; Siluriformes; Ictaluridae
Gene: stard4
Product: StAR-related lipid transfer (START) domain containing 4
Exons: 6
Coding region: 153-788 (211 amino acids)
Biological process (GO): cholesterol import; intracellular cholesterol transport; cholesterol transport involved in cholesterol storage
Cellular component (GO): cytosol; endoplasmic reticulum
Molecular function (GO): cholesterol binding; cholesterol transfer activity
Source: RefSeq, a predicted model, not a curated record